CCAGCUUCCGUUAUCUACCUUCCGGUGUUGUGAAGUGAAUCGCGUCCCUGUAGAAACGCGCCUUCCGUCUUCAGGUAGGACCUCUGGACCGGAACCAGAGGAUGCUGCAGCGGGUAGCGGUGGUUGGAGCGGGAGCAGCCGGACUCUGUGCGGCUCGCCACAUCCUGACCCGCCCCGCCAGCUUUGCCCCCCCAGUGGUGUUUGAGGUCAGUGGGAAUGUGGGCGGGACCUGGUGCUACGAGGAGCGAAUCGGGACAUACCCCAACGGGAGACCAGUGCUCAGCAGUAUGUACAGGGACCUCAGAACCAACCUGCCCAAAGAGGUGAUGAUGUUCCCUGACUACCCCUUUGAUCCUGAGCUGAGCAGCUUCCUGUCCCACCAGGAGGUCCAGCGGUACCUGGAGAGGUACUGUGAGAACUUCCGGAUCCGGCCUCACAUCCGGUUUGACACAGCCGUGGAAAACGUUACGCCUGUUUCCACGACAGCAGAGAACGGGGAGAGCAAGAUCACAUGGGAAGUGACAUCAUUAGACUCAACGGGUCAUCAGAAAACGGAGACAUUUGAUGCAGUGUUCAUCUGUUCAGGGCAUUACUCGGACCCUCACAUCCCAAACAUCCCGGGGAUACAGAACUUUAAAGGAACGGUUCUCCACAGUCACUCGUACCGCUUCGCCGAGCCAUUCUCGGGUCAGACGGUGGUGGUUCUGGGAGCUAAAGCUUCCGGACUGGACAUUUCCAUUGAGCUGGUCAAGGCUGGAGCCAAGGUGACUCUGAGUCACCGGAACCCUCCGCUGACCGUUCCUCUUCCUCCCGGGAUCCAGCAGGCGAGCUGCGUGGUGGCGGUCCAGGACGACGGAACCAUCCGCCUCCAAGACGGCUCCGUAUGUCAGGCCGACGUUCUGAUUUUCUGCACUGGGUACAACUUCAGCUACCCGUUCCUGGACCCGGCCCGGCUGGGUCUAGAGAUCCAGAACCAUGUGGUAUCCCCUCUGUACCGCUACAUGAUGCCUCCCGCCUUCCCUUCACUGAUCUUCAUUGGCAUCUGUAAAAUCAUCUGCCCCUUCCCCAACUUCGACUGCCAGGUCCAGUUUGCCCUGGCGGUGCUGGAUGGGUCGGUCACCGUGCCGCCUCAGGAGCAGAUGGAGGAAGUGGUGCGGAGGGAGCACCAGAGGAAACUGGAGGCCGGGGUCCAGCACCACCACUUGCUGAAGUUGGACCAGGACCAAUGGGAAUACUGCGACACUCUGGCCGGUUCCGCCGGCUUCCCGCCUCUCCAGCCGGCAGUUCGCAGCCUCUAUGAGGAGGUCUGGAGGCAGAGACAGGUUCACCCAGAAAACUACCGGGAGUUCAACUACAGGCUGGUGAGCGCCACCCGGUGGGAGCAGAUCAGCUGAUCAAGAGGUCCAGCAGAUUCUACUGAGACCCGGAGAACCUCUCUAGCUUGUCUGCAAUUCUGGCGUCAUCUGCUGGUCAUGACCUGGAACUACCCCUGUGGUUCUUUAGCUCUGGAGUUCCCAGACCUUACCAUACCAUGGCCCCCCAAACAGAAACCCAAAACAUGUCGAGAAACAUCAACCUGCAGAAUGUUUUUCUCACUUUUACUCACUAUUCAAUAAUUACUACAUUAAUGUAUCAUAAAUUAUUAGGUUAUUAGGGUUUCUCUGCAGGAGUUUCCUGAAGGAACCAGCUGCUGGACCGUUCCUUCAGUUUGUUUCUGGUUAGAAACUUUUCCAUUUUGCUGCUAUGCUAGCUUAAGCAGCAAAGCACCUUAACGAAUCAGUGAGAUGAGCAUGACAAAUACAAUUUUAAUAAUGUUUUAAGAACUUUUAGAAUUAUGAUUUUAAAACAGAUUAGAUCAUAAUUUUUUAUCAUCUAAAAAAUUAUAAUUAAAAGUUUCUUAUGUUUAAGAUUCAAUCUUGGAUCUAUAUUUCUGAGGCCAACUAGCGCCUCCCGGUGGCCCAACAUGGGGCCGCAGCCUCCACUGUGAAAAACACUCUCACUCAUGUUGCACUUUGAACACUGAUUAUCUUCAUAAUUAUCUCAGUUUUACAUCAUUAUCAUCACUAUAUAAAAUGAUUUCCAUUAAUCUGUAUUGAUGGCAUAAAUAAAGUUUAUUCU
This is a messenger RNA of Xiphophorus maculatus (southern platyfish), 2118 nucleotides long. RefSeq names its product flavin-containing monooxygenase FMO GS-OX5-like. NCBI's taxonomy places the organism in Eukaryota, Metazoa, Chordata, Actinopteri, Cyprinodontiformes, Poeciliidae. The record is from RefSeq and is a predicted model, not a curated record. Gene Ontology annotation, molecular function: NADP binding; N,N-dimethylaniline monooxygenase activity; flavin adenine dinucleotide binding. The coding region runs from base 102 to 1394 and encodes 430 amino acids. The transcript is spliced from 9 exons.